Messenger RNA from Dentiscutata heterogama, 262 nucleotides. NCBI's taxonomy places the organism in Eukaryota, Fungi, Glomeromycota, Glomeromycetes, Diversisporales, Gigasporaceae. The record is from the annotation of a GenBank genome assembly.
CCACUUUAGAAUUCCUUAAAGCUUCUACAUUAUAUAAUAUGUCAAAGUUCUUACGUAAACAAUGGAUAAAAGAAAAAAUAUUAAAUUAUCUAAAUGAUAUUGAUGAACCUGUUAAAAAGCCUAUAAGAGCUCAAGUAUUAGAGAUUUUUACAGUUCGAUUGGAAACAAAUAAUUUGAAAGAAAAAGUCUGUGCCAAAAUCCACGAUAAAGAAUUUUGCAUUCGAUGCUUCUUUAGUGAAGAAUGUAUUCAAAAAUUUGAAAG